AUGCAACAUACAUAUACUAAGAUAACCGAUUUACCUGAUGAGUUACUUAUUAUGAUAUUUAAAAGAUUAAAUAAUAUUGAAAUACUUCAAUUUUUAAUGAAUGUUAAUACACGAUUUAAUAAAAUUGUACGUGAUUCAACUUUUACUAAUCACUUAACAUUAUUAAAAUGUUCAUUUAAUCAUAUUAUAUAUUCAUUAUCAGAUACAAUACUUGAUAAAUUUUGUAUAGAAAUAAUACCUCAAAUUAAACAUAAUAUCAAAUGGCUUGAUAUCGAAUCAUUAUCUAUGGAACGUAUCCUUCUUGCUGCUAAAUAUCCUAAUUUAAAUGGACUUGGUAUUUUCAAUAUUAAUGAAGAAGUAGCACAACGUUUGUUUAUUGAGGAAAAUCGUUUAAAUUCCAUAUUCAAGCAAAUAACAAGAUUGGUUAUUACAUUUGCUAAUAGUGAUAAAAAAUACAUGACGGACGAAGAACGAAUAAAUAUAUUUACAUAUAUAUUAAAUAUAUUUAUAAAUAUACGUUAUUUGAAAUUGUAUACAUCUUCACAAUUCUGUAUUUAUCAUUUAUCAUUCGAAAAUUAUCUUCCAACUUUUUUCUCUUCAACUCUAAUUGAAUUACAUAUCUGUGUAUUAUCAUUCAGUGCUUGUCUUUAUUUACUCGAUGGUCGUUUCAAUCAACUUCAAACGUUAAUUGUGACAAUUGAUUGGAUUGUAUUUGAAAAAACGACGAUUAAUAAUAAUAAAGGAAAAUUGCCGAAUCUAAGAUAUUUUUCACUAACAUGUAAUUCAGGUUUAUGUCAUUAUAAUGGAUCGGUUUUACCACUUUUACAUCGAAUGAUAAACUUGAAAAAACUUUCCUUAUACAUUGUUGUUAAUCCUUACGAACAAUUUAUUGAUGGAAAUAAUUUGAAGAAAUAUAUUCUCGAUCAUAUACCUCAGUUAAAUGAAUUUACAUUUAAUAUUCGAUCAAUUAUUUAUGAUAUUGAUAAUAAAUAUUUAUUGACAAAUGAACAAAUUCAAAAUACAUUUACAAAUUUCAUUGAUAAUAAAAUAAUAUCUUGUGUUGAUUAUUUUCCAAAAAAACAAACUGGUUAA
Rotaria sordida is the source of this 1092-nucleotide messenger RNA. NCBI's taxonomy places the organism in Eukaryota, Metazoa, Rotifera, Eurotatoria, Philodinida, Philodinidae. The record is from the annotation of a GenBank genome assembly.